Messenger RNA from Effrenium voratum, 3993 nucleotides. NCBI's taxonomy places the organism in Eukaryota, Dinophyceae, Suessiales, Symbiodiniaceae. The record is from the annotation of a GenBank genome assembly.
AUGUAUGCGGCCGCGCCCUGUGGGACCUCUCAGGUCACAACCUAUAGUCAGACGGUGCCUGCCGAGGCGUACAGCCUGGGCACUGGUUUCGCGGGCAACGCCUACAGCAGCCCAUACACAGGUUCCUACACGGGCAGCAGCUACCCCGCCACAUAUGCGAGCCAGGCCGGGGGCAGCUAUGCUGCUCCUGGCACAUUGGCCGGCGGCAGCUAUGGUACGGUGACUGGUGCCAGCUAUGGGAUGAGUGGUGGCAGCUAUGGUGGGGUGACUGGCACGAUGUCCGGCGGCAGCUACACGGCAGCUGCUCCUGGUACUCUUGCCGGUGGCUACGGAGCCACCCCCGGCACGAUUUCUGGCGGCAGUUACAGCGGUGGCACGCUGGCUGGCGGACCUUCGUACGGCAAUAGUUUCACCACCGCUCCUGCACCCAGCUAUGGCACCACCACCUAUGGUGGCUACUAUGGUAGCGGCGGCAGCUCCUAUAGCGCAGGCGCUCCUAUGGUGGGCAGCUCUUCCUUCACGGCAGCCCCUCCCAUGACGACGGAUCCCUAUUCCUCGUCGCUGCAGCCGGCGUCCUCCAUGAUGGUGACGCCUCAGCUUUCCAACCCGUUGCAGUCUACGCCCUCCAUGAUCGCCUACCCUGGCAUGGGAGCCAUGGGCGCCAUGGGUGCUCCGUCGUAUUCUUCCGCCAUGGACGGGCCAUUCAAGUUCUACGCCACGCCGCCUGGCAAGCUGCCUGAGGCAGAACAGCGCCCUGCGGCCAGGAUGGAGGACGAGGUUCAGACGGGCGCCUCCCUGCGAGCAGGCGCUUCUGCACCCAGAGGUGAUGAAGGCUAUGAGAGUAAGAAGUCCGUUAAGAAGUACACCUCCAAGAAGAAGAAGAGCGGCCGGGCGCAUAGCUAUGCACGACUGCGCAGAUGGGUCGAUCUGAUCAUAGAGUGGGAAGGCCAGUUGAACCGAAUGGGACAGGCCAUGGAGUUGGAGGUGCUCAGCGUGCAGGGCGCCAACGCCGAGCAGGUGGUUUCCAUCAGAGCUGGCAGCCAGCGCAAGCAAGCAGCGGUUGCCUCAUUGGAACAGGGCACGCCUUUCCGCAUCUCUGCCGGUAGCCUGAAUCCCUUUCGCAUCGACGUCCUUCAGCAGGUGGGAUCGACGCGCCUGGCCUUACGCCCCGGCGAAGGCAGCUACUCCAUCGACGUUCCGGGGGCGGGAAAAGACGGGGGCAACGUGCGAGUCGCCUUUGCAGUGCGGGAGGCUUCCCAAGCCGAGAUGCGCAAAGUGAAGGUUGGCCCGCGGACAGACCCGGCACUAGCAAAGGAGGAGGAGGAGAGCAAGCGCUUCUCCUCCCAGGCCACAGCGGCCAAAGAGUAUCUCGAGUCGCACGAGCUGCUCCCCUUCGUGCGAGCGCUGUUGCAGACCGUCAUCCGGGACAAGCCCGCGGAUCCCUACAGCUUCGUGGCAGAGCAGUUUCGCCUAGCUGCGGGCUCAACGAAGCUUCUUAAGAAGGAGGCUCAGGAGGGAGAGAUGUUGGAGCCGCUGCUGAAGAAGGCCAUGCCCUUUGAGGACUUCCCGUCCAAGGUCACGCAGGAAGGAGCACCCAAAUUUGGCAAGCGCAAGGAGGAGCCCGAAGUCGCACCUCCAGCCCCAGCGGAGCCUGUAGCUCCGGCACCGAAUCCGCCGAAGGUGGAGGAGCUCCGCCAACAGGUGCGAGAUGUCCUGGGCCAGGCGGUUGAGGAUGGGCGCUUGGCAGAGUCCUUGAGAGAGGCCGAGCAGCCGUUUGCCGCUCCGGCCCCUAUUGUGGUUCGCAGCAAGAACCCUCCGCGACAAGAGGACAAACCAGCAGAAGUCGAGGCCUUCAAGGCUUCCCGCUCGGUCUUGGAGGCCGCAGACACCGAGUCUACUGCGGGAGCAGAUCUGGCCAAGGUUCCAGUGCCAGUGCUGGAAGAGCCUGAAGCAGAGGAGGCGCGGCGGAACUCGGAUGCCAUGAGCGCCGCUUCCCACGAGGACACACAGCUGGCCAAGGCUCAGGUGGCCGAGGUGCCAAGCUCUCCGCAAGCGCCGCUGCUGCCAAAGCUGGAAACCACGGAGCCAGAAGCUGACGAACCAAACUCGACAGAGCCAGCGGAGCCGCCGGCUCCUGUUGCAGAGCAGGAGGUGCUACCAGAGCAGCUCGAGAGUUUGCGGAUGAAAGCCCAGGAGGCGCUGCAGGCGGGGGCGGCCUCGGGGGAGCUGUGGCAGCUGCUGGAGCGCCACGCGGCGCAGAAGGCCCAGCAGGAGGUCAUCGAGGCCGCACGCAGCGGGAGCCUCACCCACGCCUUGCUGCAACUGCGGCCUGGGCAGCUCGAUCAGCUCCGCGAGCAUGCGGUGCAGUCGCUGGUCAUGGCGGCAGAAUCUGGCAAGCUCCUUGAGGCAUUGCGGCAGACCUGCGCCACUGGCGAAAUGGCGAACCUGCGGAAAGACGCCCAAGAGAAGAUCGCAGCUGCCGCCGACUCUGGAGAGCUGGCGGAGGCCCUGCGCGCCAGUCAAGCAGACGCAGGCGACAUGGAAGCUCUGAGGAAGUUCACCCGCGAGGCCAUGCUCACCGCUGCAGAAUCGGGGCAGUUGGCCCACCUCCUGCAGACGGAAACAGGCGCCAGCAUCGAGGAGCUCAGGGAGACAGCGCGGGAUGCCUUGAUGAAAGGCGCCUCUUCCGGGCGCCUCUUUGAGGUGCUGCGCCAGGGCAAGGCACCCAGCCAGCCGGGCUCGCCGAAGGGGCAACAGGACACGCCGGAGGGCUCCGUAGUGGACAUCACAGAGCCCUCGAGCACGGAAGUGUCCAAGCGCCCGUCGCUGACCACACGGGUGGCAACGGAUCUGGUGCAGGCCAUGAGCAGCGACAAGGUGUGCUCGAAUCAGGAGAAUUUGGAGAAGGAGAACCAAGCCAUCAAAGAACAGGCCAUAGGAGCUUCGGACAUGGAGCUUCGGAUUUGGCGGCUUUCUGGAGAAGAGCAAACGGUGACAAUCUCGCAGGACGCCAGCCUCUUUGACCUCAAGAGCAAGAUUAGCGCGACUGGCCUAGCCAACGAGCUGUUGGCUAUGGAGCUUCUGCUUGGGGGCUGCCCGCUGGACCAGCGCGAUCCCCAGAAGAAGCUGGCAGAUCUGGGCGUGGCCGACGGUGCCAACUUGACGGUGGUCGCCAAGCGCUCUCAUGACUAUAGCCAGAUCACCAAAGUGGACAAGCUGGUGAAGUCUGAGAAGUGGCCGCAGGGAGUUUUCACUACAGCAGAAGGACUCUUCUACGUGUGCCACUUCCAGGGUGAGCUAUUGGUGUACGAUCAGCAGCUGCAGAACAUCCGGCGGGCGCUGCUGCCGCGAGAGAUGCGGACCCCCAGCCAAAUGACCAUGGCACCCAACGGCCACCUCGUCAUCGCCUGCCACAGGUCUUAUUCCGCGGCCGCUGCUGUGGUGGACCCGCAAACCAUGGAGGUGAUCAAAUGGUUUGGUGACACCGACGAGCGAAGUCGUACCUGUGGUGUGGCAGUGGCGGAAGGCCGCGUGUUUCUGUCCACCAUCCCCUACGGUGGAUCAGCCAAAGUAGUUGUCUACGACUUUGAGACCACGAAGCUGCUGGCAGUCUUUGGGGGCUUUGAAAAUCCCUGCGGCCUUUGCGUGGCAGAUGAGAAGUUGCUGGUGGCGGAUCGGAGCAGCAACAAGGUGCUGAUCCUGGACAUGAUGGGCAGGCUGGUGAAAGAGAUUGGAGGAGGUGAGUUGCUGAAGCCCAACGAUGUUGCCCUGGACAGCUCCGGGAACAUCUUGGUCAUGGACACAGAGCACGAGCGCAUAGCCGUGUUCGCGCCGGAUGGCUAUUUGCUGGCGAGCGUGCUGCCGAAGUCUUUCAAGAAUUUCGGCAACACGCACAGCUACAUCUCUGUGAACCCGCUUACGGGCACCAUAAGCGUCUCCAUGGACGAUGCGCACCAGGUUGCCAUCGUGGCCCCCCCGAUUUUCGGAUCCUGA